CUCUCACUGAGAUAAGUGAUUGAACAUAAAUUCUGCUCUUAACUAAGAUGCUGAGAGAGAUCUUCUGUAAGAGGAAUAUUUUGAAUAAAAUUGGCAAAUUUAUCCCUGAGAAUUUCACACAUUACACAUUCUGAGUACUACUGAAUUGAGUUAAAUAGGUUGGCAACAGUAACAAUCAUGUUACAACAAAUAUGAUUGCCAUUUCUCUCUCCCUCUCUCAAGCCACCAAUCAUCUCGUGAACGAAGCGUGGAUGUUUCGAAACAGCUUGACAGCAAGCUCUUGAAACCGAGUGUCUCACGCUAGCAACUCGGCCGCUUGCAUGGAGAUCGUUAAUUGCAGGGGAGCCGGUCCCACCACCGUAGCCCGGGCCGGGGUCCCUUAGCAUGUACUGAGGCCAUCGUUUUCAGGCCAAAAAAUGGAGCUGGUUCUACUGGUCCGGACAGGCAGCAUUGCUUGCGACGGCAUUUCUGGAUGAGAUGCUUUUUUUUUGUUCAAAAUAUUUUUCGAGAUCGUGUCCUCUACAUCAAUCUCAUGAACCGGGAUCGACCAGGCGCGAACCGCCCAUGGAAACUCUGGAAGCGCUCAUCUAACCCUCCAAUAUUGGAUUGCAAAACUGUGAGGCUACACUUACACUAUACAAAGACCGGAAAUGUCGACUCAUUGGUCCCCAGCACCAGAAGGGUAGAUGAAGAUAUAGCCAACAAUCACACUCUUUUUUCAAUUUCCUGUUAACUACUACAAAAUAUUGCACAAAGGAUCAGAUUGGAAAGUGGAAUUUGAUUCGUGACAAUUGUGAUUGUUGCCUAAUGACGGACUUGCCAGGGGAGCCCCUUUUACCACCAAUAACGACCCCCAAAUACCCCGCUGCGUGGAUCCUGUCCCGAUACGAGCAGUCGGAAGCCUGAGCCAUUGUUUCGAAUUUCACAAGUCCGCUCUCGCGAGCGAAUGGGGAAAUGUUUAGCUGACUCGCGAUGGUUGAACGUCGGGAGGGAUACAGCCCAGCGUCCCUUUCAUUUUACCGAAGAUUCUUUCGUUCUUCCCUUCAUUAUUGACUCCUCCUUUGUCAGUGCGGUUCUUCAUCAGUCGUUCUGCAAAUUGGGCUUUUUUUUUGUCGUGAAAGGGACGACGUUCGUUCCUUUGGUGCAUUCUCUUCUCUAUUUUAUUUUUUAUUUUCCCUUUGGGCUUUUUCGUCUGUCUUUCUUUGCUGAGCUAGAAGCUCUGCAGUCGCUCGUUUGGUUAGGCAUCCUAGACGUUUACUCCGACGGGUAUAGUUGAGAAAACAAUAGGUCGGCUUGCUGUUGUUGGAUCUGGGCAGGAGUCCUCGUUAUAGGCGGAAAGUGUUUGAUAUUUUAGGCCUCAACCCUGUCAAGAAAACGAUUUCGACAAAAGCGCGGUUCUGAGACACCGCGAGUUUGGCAUUGACGGAGGGGGCAAUCAAUUAAUAUCCUCCAUCCAGGAAGCGUCCAUUAUUUGCGGUUUAGGUAAACCCCUUCCAGGACACCUCAGUACGUCCUCCUUGCUUCCCUGUAAUUCCUGCCAGGCGCAAAAAGGGCAGAUGCAGUCGAUAUUGGAUGUGAUAUUCAGCUUUACGUUGCAGGGGCGUGAUAGCCUUGCUUUACGUUCUCAAGGUGCCCGAGAGGAACCUCAGAGUCGAUCAUAUCUGAGCUGGGAAUUACGAAGCUGACCAGUGAUAUAGGCGUCGAAUACCCUCUGUCAACUAGUUUUUACAUCCAAAGUGACUUGAAGUCCUACUUAGAAUUCUUUGCGCUGGUUCUACACACCUGCUGGCUAGGCAAUUACCUCGAACUGUCUUUUUUUUUUAUUUUUUUUUAUCAGUGACUAGACUGUCACACCACAGUCCUUUGGCGCCCUGUGUUUAUACUGGCCUUGUACCUCGAAACAGUGAAUUCUGGGAUACGACCUGCAAACUGAUAUCAUUUUGCCCACGUGUCUGUCUUGGACCUCACUCUUUUUUGUCCUUCGUUUUUGGCUGAAUUUCCCAGCGAAUUUGACCCGGGUCCUCAAUAAUAUCGGUGACAUUGCCGCUUUCGCGUUCCUAUAUUUCCCUCAAUACAGGCCCGAGAAUCGAUAUGCAACCCGCUCCAGAUAUUCUCACAAGAUCUCGGCGUGUUCUAUAAAUCUUUCGACAUAUUUCGAGAUUAAACGUCUUUCUCGGAAACGCAAGAUACAGUAAUAUACCUGGCUUGUUAUGAGUGACACUAGUAGGGGGAAAGGAGGCGAGAGUGGAAGGAGAGAUGGCGGGUCGGUUCGUCGGGCGAGGGAGAGGAUGGAGGCUGGAGAGAGGGGGAUCCAACCAAUGGAGGAUAGCGACCUGGCCAGGUCUUCAGAAGCAACAUCUCAGGGUUCUCCGUCUAUACGACGUGUACCGCCUGCGCCGGGUGCGUUCAAAGCUCUCGACAAUUCGAGCAAUACCGCUGUGAUCUCAAAACCUUCGCCAGCCCAGCAAUGGCCACUUCGCGAUGAAAAUGCUAGGUCGACAAAUGAUGAAAGCGCUUCAGAAGAAAUGGUUAAUUUCUCAAAACGUCCGGCUCCUCAACGGCCUGCUCGCCCCGAUGAUAUUCCAUCAUUGUUUGAUUCUUCAAAGGUCCGUGAUACCACCCCUAGCAUCCCAUAUCGCCAGGGACAACAUUCAUCGUCUUUUCAGCGACUGCAAAACGGGCAGUCAAUGGCCCAAAGCCCAGAACAAAUUACGGAGUCUGCUGAUAAGGCAUCCGGAUCAGUUCACUCGGGAUCUCCCAAUGCCCCUCCCCCAAGCGCCAAAAUUACCCAGCCUACUCCCGCUGCGGCUCUGCCUCCGCCUAGAGGGAACCUCAAUUACCAUCCUCCCCCUUCAACACGUCGAGUAGGGCCCUCAUAUUACUCGAGUACUGCUUUCGUCUCACCUAUCCCUGAAGAAUCUCCUGAGAUCACACCGAGAAAAGGAGGCUCGUACGCGUCGAGUAAAGUCAUACCAUCUAGCUGGGAAACUGCGCCUCCUGACUCUGAUAUUCCUAGGUGGUCGGAUGAAGAUUUCUUAUUAAAUGAUGAUGAUAAGCCCGCUGAGACCCUUGUCAGGCAAGCCAGCUUAGGCAAGAGAGGCAAAGCGUCGCUUCGUACAAUAAAUAAAACACAAAGCGAUCAUUCUGUUGACAGCAAUCAGGCUACCAAGCUGGCGACUGACAAAAAUGCCAAUGAAAAUGUGGUAACUACGCCUAUUGCUGUGGCUGUAUCUGCAAAUUCAAAAGUGAUGAAACCUGCCUAUGAAAGUAGGAAUAUUCCAGCUAAGCCAGAACCACGACCCUCGGAUGAUUAUGCAUCGUCUUCAGACGAUGACUAUGAAAAGCCCCCAAUCCCUAUCAUGCAAUUUGAGUCCAAGCCUUCAAAGCCGACUUUGAAGAAGAUGGAAGGCCAAAGCUCCAACGUUUUGCCUAGGGAUAACGAAAAGAGGCGGCCACCCCAAAUUGACAUUGACGCCGUUCGACAGGCAGAAGCCAGAGGAAGCCUAACGAGUCUACCUGAGUUAAUCCGUCGUGCUACGAAGCUAGCAUCAAACCUUGACCGAGGAAAAACGGCGAGCAGGCUAGGAAUAUCGGAUUUCUUAAAUGCGAGUGAUGAUCGCCGAGGCCGGAAUUCCAGUUCCAUAUCUGAUAUUUUGGCUUCAUUCCCACCACCUGCAGUUGUUAAUCCAGCUGGUAAUGAUCGAUGGCCUGGUCCAUUUGCCGAUAAUGACCCUAGAUCCCGCUCGGACGCGGAAGAAGCACCUGAGAAAGGCGUGCGGCGGUGCUGUGGUUUCCCUCUCUGGGUAGUUAUCCUGACUUGCAUCAUUAUGCUUGCACUCAUUUCGGUCGCUGUUAUAAUCCCUGUCGCGCUUACAGCUCUUCCUCAAUCACCUGAAUCGGUAUCGGCGCCUCUUCCCCCUAAAAAUUGCCAAGAAACCCACCCUUGUUUGAACGGAGGUAUAAGCGUUGGGAAUCUAAGCUCAUGUGGAUGUGUUUGCGUCGAUGGAUUCGGCGGGGAUAGAUGCGCUAUUGCGGGAGAUAAUAGCUGCACUGCAAUCAAUCUCUCGAAUGAUUCCUUUGGCUUCCAAAAUGCAACGCUAGGUGCUUCUCUUGUACGCUUGUUCGAGGACUCCGAAGCAAACUUCAGCAUUCCGCUUGACACAUCCAAAAUCCUCCGCCUUUUCAACCGCGAAAAUGUUUCCUGCACAAGCCAGAACGCACUUGUGAUCUUUAAUGGAGCUAGUCGAAAACGAGACGAACAAGCAAUUUCGCAACCUGAUGCCAUCCAUGGUCGUGUUGCAAACUCGCCAUCGCCCACCAUAUACCGCAAAUCGAUCCGUAAUCGCUUUACCCACAACCACCGGCUUUCCGAGAGGCAAGCAAGAAAUCCUGACCUGCAGAACCCCACCCAAUCUUCAUUACCACCGUGGACCGCUCCAACAAAUUCCUCCCCCUUGCCGACAAAUUCCCCCAAAUUACUGGACUUUUCCCGAAUUGCUGUCCUGUUCAUAUUCGGGGAGACGGAGGACAUCGUUGAUGCAGUCAACGCACAUGAUUCGAUACAAUCCUUUCUCCAAAACCCGGCAGGGGAAUCAGAUAGGCGAAUGUGGUCCUUGGGGGUCAACUGCAGAUCGCAGGAUUUCAUCCUUGACUUUAAUAGGUUUACGAUCCGAUUGGAUAAUGGCACGAUUGUUGGCGGGACAUAAAUUAAAUUUCUCAUUUUCAAUCAUCAUUUUCAAUUUUGGUUCUUAAGUUCUCUCUCUCUCUCUUUCUCUCUUUCUCUUUUUCCAUUUUUUCUUUCUUUUUUUCUUUCUUUUUUCUUUUUUUCCAUUUUUUUUAAGCUAUAAAAGACCUCUCAGUUCCUACCUGCUGUUCCCAUCUUAUGACGAGAUUCGCUCUCCACUCCUCCCGUCUGUUUUUAACCCACCCCCUUCGAACCACAUUCUUCCAUGCAUCCUAACAAUCCGCCUUCUUUUUUCCAUUUUCCUUUUGGAUUUACAGUACUGAAUUGGUGCAGGUCCAGCCGUUUAGUAUUACCAUUGCCAUUUAUCUCCUACCCAGCUCACUUCGAGUCCGUUAGUGUUUUGUAGCCGUUUCAUCUCCUCAUGCUAUGCCAUGCACCUGCUUCUCCGCGCGUUGCUUCGCAUGGCAGCCCUAGCUAGAAAACAUAUUCCUUUGUGGAGCCCGUAUUUUCCAUUCGUCCAAGACGUAUACUGUGCAGGCACACUACUCUAGCGUAGGGACAGCCUUCAUAUUCACCCGUAACACUGCCCUUAUUCCUUAGGUGGCUUCUUGCAUUCAUUUCGUUAGAGC
Molecule: messenger RNA, 5313 nt
Organism: Blastomyces gilchristii SLH14081
Lineage: Eukaryota; Fungi; Ascomycota; Eurotiomycetes; Onygenales; Ajellomycetaceae
Exons: 3
Coding region: 2211-4706 (831 amino acids)
Source: RefSeq, a predicted model, not a curated record